Molecule: messenger RNA, 657 nt
Organism: Cryptococcus amylolentus CBS 6039
Lineage: Eukaryota; Fungi; Basidiomycota; Tremellomycetes; Tremellales; Cryptococcaceae
Exons: 9
Coding region: 197-505 (102 amino acids)
Cellular component (GO): cytosol
Source: RefSeq, a predicted model, not a curated record
UCUGCAUCUCCUUCUUGGCCAUCCUGCGCGCAUCCCCUCCAUCCCACCGCCACAACCCUAGAUACCACAUACACCAUGUCCGACCUCAAGGAACCCGGUUUCAAGGUGCGUUCACACCGCUGUCGUCACCCUGCACGUCCUUGACAUUCUCCAGACCAGCGACGUCCUCGCCUCUCUGUCUGAGGUUUUUGAAAAAAUGCCCGAGGCGGAAAAGAAGAGUCAGAUCAAAAAGACCAACGGCGUUUUCCAGCUCAAUGUCAAGAACACUCAGGGAAAUGAAGCUAUCUGGGUGAUCGAUUUGAAGAACGAAGGCAAAGUUUCGAAAGGUUCAGCCAAAAAGCCUGACGUUACCAUCACCCUCAGCGACGAUACCUUUAUGGGUUUGGCGGAUGGCAAGGUCAAUGCCCAGAAGGCGUUUAUGACUGGCAGCUUGAAAGUCAAGGGAAAUGUCAUGCUCGCUACCAAGCUUGAUGGUGUUCUCAAGAGCGCCAAGGCAAAGCUGUGAUAGAACGCAUAUCACUUUCUUGAUCGCCCGCGUGUACUUAUAUCACUUCUCUCAAGCCCUAUCAUCCCGGUGUAGACCUUUUUGUAACGUUGUAACCUGUCGAAUUUCCUGUACAAAGUGGCGAAUGAUGCACGUCUGAUUCUUGGUCAAGA